Symbiodinium sp. CCMP2456 is the source of this 156-nucleotide messenger RNA. The record is from the annotation of a GenBank genome assembly. NCBI's taxonomy places the organism in Eukaryota, Dinophyceae, Suessiales, Symbiodiniaceae.
GUUGGGCGUCCUUCGUCAAGAGAGCAGUCGGACCUAUGACUUCGAAUCCAACGACGACGAGAAUGCUUACAUCUCCACCUCGGAUGAAGACGCAGAGGUUGGACAGAGCCUGUCUCGCACAGAGGGCAAGCUCCGCCGGCGGGCUUUGGCACAGCA